Messenger RNA from Triticum dicoccoides, 1320 nucleotides. RefSeq names its product bidirectional sugar transporter SWEET13-like. Gene Ontology annotation, cellular component: membrane. Gene Ontology annotation, molecular function: sugar transmembrane transporter activity. Lineage: Eukaryota; Viridiplantae; Streptophyta; Magnoliopsida; Poales; Poaceae. Bases 202 to 1089 code for a protein of 295 amino acids. The record is from RefSeq and is a predicted model, not a curated record. The transcript is spliced from 5 exons. Gene Ontology annotation, biological process: carbohydrate transport.
AUUCAGGCCAAGAGUUCCAACCAACACAGAGAGCUCUCCUCUUAAGACCUCUCCCUUCUCUCCGCCAGGAGUCUAGGGUUAGAGAGAAAGAGUGAGCGAAGAGCAAAAACAACCUCUAGCCCCACUGUUGAUUUAAUUUGCCAGCAGGCUUGUUGUCAACUUCAUAUCUAUCUCAUUUACCUUCAAUAUCUUCGUAUCACAAUGGCUGGCCUAUCCAUGGAGCACCCUUGGGCAUUCGCCUUCGGCCUACUAGGCAACAUCAUCUCUUUCACGAGCCUCCUGGCCCCGAUACCAACAUUCUACCGGAUCUUCAAGAGCAAAUCCACGGAGGGGUUCCAGUCGGUGCCCUACGUCGUGGCCCUGUUCAGCGCGAUGCUGUGGAUCUUUUACGCGCUAGUGAAGACCGGUGAGGGCCUCCUCAUCACCAUCAACGCUGCCGGCUGCGUCAUCGAGACCAUCUACAUCGUCAUGUACCUCGUCUACGCCCCCAGGAAGGCCAAGAUUUUCACAGCCAAGAUCGUCCUCCUACUCAACAUCGCCGGUUUUGGGCUCAUCUUUCUCCUCACUGUCUUCGCCUUCCAAGGCGAGACCCGCGUCAUCUCGCUUGGCUGGAUCUGCGUCGGCUUCUCCGUCUGUGUCUUCGUCGCGCCGCUCAGCAUCAUCGGUCGUGUCAUCAAGACCAAGAGUGUGGAGUACAUGCCCUUCUCCCUCUCCCUCACGCUCACCCUCAGCGCCAUCGUCUGGUUCCUCUACGGCCUGCUCAUCAAGGACAAAUACGUCGCGCUCCCAAACAUCCUUGGCUUCACCUUCGGGAUGAUCCAGAUGGUCCUCUACAUGUUCUACAUGAACGCGACGCCCGUGGUGACAAGCGAUGUGAAGGAGGUGAAGGAGGCAUGGAAGGUGCCUGCAGAGGACCAAGUCGUCGUGAUCAACGUCGGCAAGGCCGACAAGAGCUCGUGCGCUGAGGUGCGCCCGGUCACUGAGAUGGCUAGCGCCGUGGACGUCCCCAGGAGAUGCGCUGCUGAGGCGGCGGCGCCGAGGCAGCAAGUGAUGGCGGUGGACUUUGCCCGCUCUGUCGAGGUGGUCUAGAUGCAGCCACGCAUGGCUCAUGCAUGAGUCAUGCAAGCUUUAAUAUUCGUACAACCUUUCUGGAGGGUAUGCAGGGCUCUAGAUUCCCGCAUGCGGGGUAUGCGAUGCCUUUGUUCUGUUAUAUCAACGUGUUGAUAAUAUGAGGCAUAAACCAUGUAUCUGCAGUGUAUAGUGCAGGUGCCAGUAUUGUUGCCCAUCUGAAGUUUCCUGAGAAAUUUAUUUUGUAAACUA